Wyeomyia smithii (pitcher-plant mosquito) is the source of this 1454-nucleotide messenger RNA. RefSeq lists its product as uncharacterized. Gene Ontology annotation, molecular function: heme binding. The coding region runs from base 747 to 1205 and encodes 152 amino acids. The transcript is spliced from 2 exons. The record is from RefSeq and is a predicted model, not a curated record. NCBI's taxonomy places the organism in Eukaryota, Metazoa, Arthropoda, Insecta, Diptera, Culicidae. Gene Ontology annotation, cellular component: membrane; intracellular membrane-bounded organelle.
UGUCAUUGACACGUCUAUUAUAAAAGCAUAAGUGAAGUGUGUUGUCAUAUGGUAUUCUACACAACGAGAAAACUAUCGUGCAAUCAAACGAUUUGCGUAAUUGUUUGUUGGCGCCCAUCAAUGCAAGAUAAUCAUUUAUAGUCCUUAGGAUUAGUGAAAGUGAUAUGAAUAAGCAAUUCUUUCCCAAACGCUUGAAGCAAUAAAAAUAAUCCGAGUUAAGUAUUACGCCAUCUAGUCUUAAUACGUAACACUCGGAGUAAUCUCCAAAAAGUCAUCGCACGCAUUCAACGUGCUUCACUGAUAGUAAGUGGGUUACCAAUGCGAAGCUUCUGCUAGCUGAUGUUAUCAACGCGCUUUAGUCUUCAUUUAGCAACAGACAGUCUCCAAUUCAUCCGACUAAUCCAUACGAACUAGGAAAUCCUCUUUUUUCGCAAUCUAACAGUCGUAAUCUGGUUUAAGAGCAACCUACACCGUCCCACUAGUCUAGUCACAACGCGCACCCCGUGCCCUGGUUGCGAAUACAGUCAAGAAUCUGCCCGACUGCCUUGCCUCGAAUACUUACAAACCCCGCACCCGAAUCCGUAUCAAGUAACAAAAAGUAUGUUUAUAAAACACCCUGAAAACUCACGCCAACCUAUCAGUGUGAUUCUACCAUCGAAAGAGCUAGCAUCCAGCUCAGUUGCUCGGAGCGCUACCUGUCGGUUGAACUCAAUUUUAAGGUGAAACACAACAAACUGCAGUGCACAAUGUCUACGGUGGACACGCAGAUCCCCGUGCGCGUUGAGGUGGAGGAUGCAACGAGCGUUCCUGUUGUUAGCGAGCAACAGAAUGCUACCAGCUUCCUGCAGCUGGCGAUGACGGCGCUAAGGCUCAGUACGACCCCUAGCGGCGAUCGUAAUAACAACCUACGGUACAGAAAACAAAUUACACUGGAUGAGGUGUCUUAUCACGACACACCCAACGACUGCUGGAUUGUGCUGUUUGAUCGGGUGUACGACAUCACUAGUUUUCUAGAGCUGCAUCCAGGUGGCCAUGAUGUACUGCUAGAGCACGCCGGUCGGGAUGCUACGAUUGCUUUCAACGGUAGCGGGCACUCGAAGGCAGCCUACGCAUCGUUGAAAAUGUACGAAAUUGGGGAGCUACCACAGAAGGAGUGCAUUUAUAGAUGCCCCGGUAAGCUGACCGCUUCCCUUCUUCCUGACUAAAGAAGACUGAUUUUCACAAGCGAAGGAAAACUCAAGGACACUAAUUUCACACUUAGCUGCAGACAGGGUCUGUUGGUAACAAAGCUUUAAACUUCUACCAAUAUGUCGUAACAUCAGGAAUGCAUAAUACUAUUCUACGACAGAAACGGUGGAAUACUUGAGGGUGAUUGGCACUCGAUGUCCAAUAGAUUAAUGACUCCCUAAUUGUAAGACUAUUUAUACCGUAAUUUAAUCGUAGUUUUUCUAUUA